This is a messenger RNA of Vigna angularis (adzuki bean), 1111 nucleotides long. RefSeq names its product zinc finger protein ZAT10. Gene Ontology annotation, biological process: response to stress. The transcript has a single exon. NCBI's taxonomy places the organism in Eukaryota, Viridiplantae, Streptophyta, Magnoliopsida, Fabales, Fabaceae. The coding region runs from base 62 to 949 and encodes 295 amino acids. The record is from RefSeq and is a predicted model, not a curated record. Gene Ontology annotation, molecular function: DNA-binding transcription factor activity.
UCCACUAGCCACCAAGAAAACUAUUUCCUUAAACACGUGCUAUACUCUUUUGAGUUUUGAGAUGGGCACUUCCUUUCCUUGCGCCUACUUUUCCCUGCACUUGUCACGCAACUUCCCUCAAAUCCUCGUGACCUACCUCCUUAUAAAUCCCCCACACCCCAUUCUCCACUCUCACACUUCACCUCCAAACUCAAAAUCAACCACAACAACAACAACACUCUCUCUUCUUCAAAUGGCUCUCCAAGCUCUUCAAUCACCCACCGCUGCCAACCCAUCGUUCACUCCCUUCGAAGAAGACACUCUCACUUACUUAGACACGCCUUGGGCUAAGGGAAAGCGUUCUAAGCGUCCCCGGAUGGACCAACACCCUUCAUGCACCGAGGAGGAGUAUCUCGCUCUCUGUCUCAUCAUGCUCGCUCGCGGCGGCUCUCGUGCUCCCGCUCCCAUCCCCACCGCCGCCAAGCCUGCUCUCUCCGACAACAACUCCGCGCCUCUCCCCGCCAAACUCUCCUACAAAUGCUCCGUCUGCAACAAGGCCUUCUCCUCUUACCAAGCCCUCGGCGGGCACAAGGCCAGCCACCGUAAGUUAUCUGGCGCCGGCGAAGACCAGCCCACCUCCUCCAGCGUCACCACGACUUCUGCCUCCAACGGCGGAGGUAGGACCCACGAGUGCUCCAUAUGCCACAAAACGUUCCCGACAGGACAGGCCUUGGGAGGACACAAACGUUGCCACUACGAAGGCGGCGGCGGUGGUAACAGCGCCGUAACCGCCUCCGAAGGUGUGGGGUCCACUCACACAGGAAGCCACCGCGAUUUCGAUCUGAACCUGCCGGCUUUUCCGGACUUUCCAACGAGGUUCUCGACGGAUGAGGAGGUUUCCAGCCCCCACCCAUCGAAGAAGCCCCGUCUCCAUCUGACCAUCCCCAAGAUUGAAAUCCCUCGGUCCUGAUCAAUUGAUCGAUCCAAAAAUAUUCAGUCUUUUCUAAGUUAUCUGGAUUAAUCCGUUCUUGUACAUACAUAGUACUUGGACCUUAUUAUUUUCUGGCUUUAGAAUUUAGAUUGUAAUUCUACAGUGGUGAUUCAAUUAAAUUCAAUUCAUUAUUUUUUACCA